This is a messenger RNA of Alnus glutinosa, 1681 nucleotides long. Its product is annotated as tRNA-specific adenosine deaminase TAD2-like. The transcript is spliced from 7 exons. Gene Ontology annotation, molecular function: tRNA-specific adenosine-34 deaminase activity. Gene Ontology annotation, biological process: tRNA wobble adenosine to inosine editing. Lineage: Eukaryota; Viridiplantae; Streptophyta; Magnoliopsida; Fagales; Betulaceae. Bases 808 to 1320 code for a protein of 170 amino acids. The record is from RefSeq and is a predicted model, not a curated record.
CCUACACACCCACUGUAUCCCUAGUCAUGCAGCACGCCGAGCAACACAAUUUGAAAUCUCGAGAAUUGCAGCCAUCAACAACAUGGAGGUUCUUACCCAGAGGAUCAAGCAUAGCGUCACGAAGGUUCUUGUCCAGGGGAUCAAUUGGAUGUGUCUCCUGGAUGAAAUAGUCCACCGCCUACCGACCCACUUCCAACAGCGGUUCCAAACCCAUCUGACCCAUCCGAUGAAUCAACUCCAGCUCAUAACCAAGAUCAUAAUCCUUGCCAAACUGGAUAUUUGCCCCAAAAUCAUCAAGGGACUGAGCAAUACCCACCAGACCACCCACAAAUCACUGCCUUGGAAGCUUCAGGCAUGGGAUUCCUGAUCUCCGCUCGCAGUACCACUGCAUACGACGGCCUACCCACACCCAUAUCAUGCUUGUCCUUCACCCCCAUCUUCUUCCCCACCGAAAGAGAACUACCAUUAAGCAGUUGAGCACAGGCUUCAAGGAAAUCCACUGCCUUACACAGCUCCCCACCGAGCUGGCUCCAUCCCCGCCCUUCGCGUCCCUCAUGUAGUAAAAUAAGCCCUUGCUCACUUUCCCGAAAUGAUUUGACAAAGUCCUUCAACCCACUGUUACGCAACACAACCUCCACCGUCGCAAUCAGCCAGACUGAACAGUGAGGACCUAGGGACACCGCACUGGCAAAACCCUUUCGUCUCUCUUCCAGUCGCACCCCUGCCUCAUUCUCCUUCACUGAGAAGAGAAAGGACUUCGCUUCAACGAAAAAGCGCCGCUCCAUACACCCUCAUACAGGAUCAAGUAUGGCAAAGCUUGCUUUGGACAGCCUUGAAGUACCUGUUGGGUGUGUGAUUGUGGAGGAUGGGAAAGUUAUUGCCUCAGGAAGAAAUCGAACUACUGAGACACGAAAUGCAACGAGGCAUGCGGAGAUGGAAGCUUUUGAUGUUCUUCUUGAGGGCUGGCAAAGAAAUGGACUUUCGAAGUUAGAAGUUGCUAAAAAAAUUUCAAAGUGCUACCUUUAUGUUACUUGUGAACCAUGCAUAAUGUGUGCAGCUGCUUUAUCAACUCUUGGUAUAAAGGAAGUAUUUUAUGGCUGUGCAAACGAUAAGUUUGGAGGUUGUGGAUCAAUAUUGUCUUUGCAUUUAGGUAGCUCUGAGCCAUGUAAAAGCGGUGCUGUUCCACAAGGAAAGGGUUUCAAAUGUAAUGGAGGAAUAAUGGCAUCAGAAGCAGUCUCUCUUCUGCGAACCUUCUAUGAACAAGGGAACCCUAAUGCUCCAAAGCCUCACAGGCCUCUAGCUCACCAGGCAACGCAUUGAAUUGAAUAUGCACACCCACAAUUUCUGGCAGAAAGUAUUUUGAGUUCUAAAAGCAUAUAUAUAUAUAUAUAUCAGCACGUGUCCUCUGUUUUUUAGUCUUUUAUGGACUGAUACUUGGACUUUGUAAUAUUUCUUCAUUUUCUUGGGUCUAGGUCAUGGGUUGAUUACAUAUAGACAAUCCCUUUGGGCUUUCAAAAGGCCUUACGGGCUGGGGGCCCAUUUUGGUCUUUCUUGGUCCCAAUCACUUGGGUCCAAAGUACAAAGCCCACUUAGCAUUAUUGGGCCAACCCAACUCUGCCCCUUAGACUUAAAGCCUAUUUAUGAUCGCGUUCGAAAAUAGAGCGUUUUUGUCUAUAGAAAA